AUGCCUGAAGUUAAACCUGUGAAAUUCGUCUUAUCAGCAUCCCAAGUAACUUCACCUUGGUUAUUAGAAUCAUAUUCAGAUUGGAUGAAAUUUCUGAGGAUUUCAGCUCUUGUUAUGCGGUUUAUCUCAAAUUGUCGGACGAUGGCAAAGUGUAAAGAAAACCGUUGCUUAAAACAGUUAAGCCCGUUCAUUGAUGAGGCUGGGCUUAUUCGUGUUGGAGGUCGUUUGAUGAAUGCUUCCAUAUCAAACUCCAUGAAGUAUCCCAUCGUAUUACCAUCCGCCAGCCAAGUUACUCGGUUACUGUUCAAAUAUGAACAUAUCAGAUUGCUGCAUGUAGGACCGUUGGCAUUAUUUGUAUCACCAUUCAUGGCACCUCUUCCACGUGAGAGAGUGACCAUCGCAAGACCGUUUGCACGAACUGGUGUAGACUAUUGUGGCCCGGUUAUGGUGCCAAGUGGGUUAAGGAAGGUUACUCCUCUGAAGAGUUACCUGUGCGUGUUCAUUUGUUUGGUAACUAGAGCGAUACAUCUAGAAUUAGUGGCGUCAUUGCCAGCAAAUGAAUCCUUGAGCACCUUAUCCAGCCGAGGCAUUGACUGGCAUUUCAUACCACCGUCAGCACCUCACUUUGGUGGCAUUUGGGAGGCGGCGGUCAAAUCAGCCAAAAAACAUUUGUUGCUUGUUGCCAAAGGCGUUAUGAUGACAUUUUAUGAGACUACCACAUUGCUAUGCCGCAUAGAAGCAGUUUUGAAUUCAUGGCCAUUGACACCACUGUCAAGCGAUCCUUCUAACUUUAAUGCUUUGAAAGCCGGCCAUUUCUUGAUUGGUGGUUCAUUACAGCUCCCACCUGAACCGGCUGAACCAGAUUGUACAGGCAUUCCACAGAACCGUCUGCGUUGA
This is a messenger RNA of Myzus persicae (green peach aphid), 897 nucleotides long. RefSeq lists its product as uncharacterized. Lineage: Eukaryota; Metazoa; Arthropoda; Insecta; Hemiptera; Aphididae. The record is from RefSeq and is a predicted model, not a curated record. The transcript is spliced from 4 exons. Gene Ontology annotation, molecular function: nucleic acid binding. The coding region runs from base 1 to 897 and encodes 298 amino acids.